Messenger RNA from Frankliniella occidentalis (western flower thrips), 1506 nucleotides. RefSeq names its product alanyl-tRNA editing protein Aarsd1-B. Gene Ontology annotation, molecular function: nucleic acid binding; Ser-tRNA(Ala) deacylase activity; ATP binding. Lineage: Eukaryota; Metazoa; Arthropoda; Insecta; Thysanoptera; Thripidae. The record is from RefSeq and is a predicted model, not a curated record. The transcript is spliced from 12 exons. Gene Ontology annotation, biological process: alanyl-tRNA aminoacylation; regulation of translational fidelity. Bases 146 to 1360 code for a protein of 404 amino acids.
AGAAAUUGUGAAUGGUUUAACUUCAAAACGAUGAAAACUGUACAAGUCACAUAUUUAAAGGCAAGAUUGUGGGUCUGUGCACAAAUUUUUUCUGCUAAGAAAGAUUCGUUUUGUGGUUUUGCUUGGUUGUAGUAGAGACUUCGAAAUGGUGUUUGCUUGUCAGAAAGACAGUUUCCUAAAAGAGCUUGACACCUCAGUUGUUUCCUGCAAAGAGGCCAAAGUAUCAAUUAACAAUAAUGGCAAGAAAGAAGUCAUCGAUGGCUUUGAAAUAGUGUUGGAAGACACAAUUAUUUUUCCAGAGGGUGGUGGCCAGCCGUGGGAUCUUGGAACAAUUGCUGAAAAAGAAAUAAUUCAAGCUGUACGUAGAGGCGCAGAAGCUGUACAUGUUCUUCGAGAGCCUCUUGAUGUGGGUCGAAAGGUGACAGUUAAACUUGAUUGGAACCGAAGACUGGAUCAUAUGCAACAACACUCAGGGCAGCACCUUAUUACUGCAGUGGCUUGUGCUGAGUAUGGAUUUGCAACUUCAUCAUGGUCACUUGGUGAAGAAAUAUCAUACAUUGAAUUAGACACACCAUCCAUAUCUGCUGAUCAGGUUGUUCAUGUUGAAACCCUGGUAAACCAGUAUAUAAGAGAAUGUAGACCUGUCACUGUUCAGGUUUAUGAGGCAUCAGACCCUGUGCUAAAGGAGGUAAGAACCAGAGGUCUACCAGAGGAUCACGUGGGACUUGUGAGGGUAGUUUCAAUUGAAAAGCUCGAAAACAACAUGUGUUGUGGAACUCACGUCUCAAAUUUGAGUCAAUUGCAGAUGAUCAAGCUGACUGGAGUUGAAAAGGGCAAGAAAAAUAAAACAAAGCUAAGUUUCUUGUCAGGAAACAGAGUAUUGAAGAAAAUGGAAGAAUUUCUUGUUCGUGAAACAGCUCUCUCGAACUUGCUGCAGAAUAAGGGGUCAGUGCAUGUGCAACUGGUUGAGAAGAUUCAAGAUGCUUUGAAAACCACUAGUAAGAACCUGCAAGUGGUGUUACGGGAGCUGGCAAUUGCUGAGGCAGAAAAAUUAAAGAAAGCUAGCCCCAAGCUUAAGUUUAGUAUCAUCCACAGGAAGGAAGCUGACAUGGACUUUAUUAAUGCAUUCUUACGAGAAUUUAAUGAUGAGGAAAUUUUAGUUUUGCUUAUUGUCGGUGAGGAGCCAGCCAUCCAAGUAGUUCUUCAUGGAAAGCCAGAAAUUGUUGCAGAAGUAGGACCAAGGUUGAGUGAUAUUAUGGAAGGAAAGGGGUUUGGAAAAGGACACAAAUAUCAAGCUAAAGUAGGAAAAUUAAAAAUGGAAGAGGCUACACAAAUAUUGAAUGAAUAUUUUAAGAUCUAAUGUAAUUUUGUUGUUAACACAAGGAGUUCAAAUUAAAGAAUUCAAAUCACUGUUCAAGAUAAUUUAUUAACCAUUUUAUCCAGGGCUAAGAUCUUGGUUGGAGGAGGUAGAGCAGUCAACAUUCCAUCUUGCCAGUGAACAUUCCU